This is a messenger RNA of Anguilla rostrata (American eel), 2704 nucleotides long. It is a transcript of the gene wdr31, whose product is annotated as WD repeat domain 31. Gene Ontology annotation, molecular function: protein binding. Bases 599 to 1636 code for a protein of 345 amino acids. The record is from RefSeq and is a predicted model, not a curated record. The transcript has 11 exons. NCBI's taxonomy places the organism in Eukaryota, Metazoa, Chordata, Actinopteri, Anguilliformes, Anguillidae.
CGAAUUAACUUCGCAGAUCACGUAAGAAUCCAUGUAACCUAAAAUAGUUUAGUUUAACGUUAAAUAACGUUCAAUAUCUAUCUGAAAGCAUGUGAACAGCAGCCUGCUAGUUCAGAGGAGCAGUGCAUCGUCGUUAGCGCUGUUUUACUGGCUAGCAGACACGUUGUAUGUUGUGUUUAGCAAGUUAACUUCGCAAUCCAGAUUUGAGUUUCAGAAUGAAACAAUGAAAUGCAUUGUUUCUGCCUGGAUAGCUGGAGUGGUUAGCUACCAGCAAACAGAAAGGUUCGGUCCAGUGUAAAUAUUUUAUUCCCAUCGAAAAUAGUGAAAUUCUAAGGAGGGUCGGAGUUCUUCUAGGUCAUUUUAGGUUUGUUUCCUCGCGACUGUCUCCAAAGCAGAGAGCAACACAUUUAGGUGCACACUUUGGAACCUCUAUCCAAUGAGAGACCAGCAGAGGUGAUGCCCGUUGUGCUGUCCGGUCAGGCGGAGGCAUAGCCUAAGGUUUAGUUCUGAGAGGUGGAAAAUGAUGCAGCCGGAGGUGUCCUGCUGGGUGUAGCUACAUGGGUCAUGGCCUUCUGCAACAGCCUCACUGAGACACAACAUGGGGAAACUACAGAGCAAGAUCCGACGCCGCUCGGACCUGUACAGGACCAACCGAGAGGAAGGGGCGGAGAGUGUUCCUGCCAAUCAGGUGGUGCAGUAUGAGCCCGCCCACACAGAUGCCAUUAAUUGUGUCACCACUAUUUCCCCUGACCUGUGUGUGUCUGGGGGAAGUGACCAGGCUGUUGUUGUGUACAACUGGAGAGCUGGGAAGCUGCAUCGGUCACUGCAGGCCCACACCAAGGAGGUCACCAAGGUAAAAUGUGUCUCUGGAACAAACCUGAUCUUCAGCGCGUCCCGCGAUAAGACUGUGCUGAUGUGGGAUCUCUACUCUGGGGAAAAACCCCUGCAGGAGUUCUGCGGCCAUGAGCUGGUGGUGAACGGACUGGACGUCAGUCCUGAUGUGUCAAAGAUAUGCACCGGGUCCCGGGAUAACUCCAUGUGCUUGUGGGACAUCGAGUCUGGGGAGUGUCUGCAGAGGAAGACUAUCUCCCGGAACCUGGUGACUCAUGUGUGUUGGGUACCUGGGGGGACCUCCAUCGCACAGACCUCAGAGGACAAAACUAUCAAGGUGUGGGACAGCCGUAGCUGGCAGAUCAGUAACACGUUCCCGGCGAAGCAGUACAUCCAGACCCACUGCGCCGUCAGCGCCAACUCCAACUACCUGCUGAGCAGCAGCAACGGCUUCGGGGGCCAGGGCUGCGAGGCCACGCUCUGGGACCUCAGGCAGCCAGGCUGUAAGGUUGUGGAGUACAGGGGUCACCUGCAGACCACGGCCUGCUCCAUCUUCAUUCCCGGCAGCCAGGGGGCGACCCCCAUGGUGGCCACUUCCUCACACGACUGCUCUGUCAAAAUCUGGGACCAGAACACUGCAGCCUGUCUGUGCACGCUGGUGCUGGCCGGGUCCGGUCCGCUGGCAUCGUUGGCACCGUGCGAUGGCGGCGGCGGUCUCCUGUGCGCCAGCUUCAACACGGGCAUGCACCUGCUGCACCUGAGCCAGGGGGCGGGGCUUCAGCUGUGCGAGGUCGCCAGGUUCUGACCCCGCCCGGCCCCGCCCCGGCCGUCUCCUGGCCUCCUCAGCAUCGCUCUGUAGCGCCGCGUGGUCGCCGUGGGAACCGAAAGGAUGGAGCUUCCGCGAAUUCCGCGCGGAUGCCGUGGCUUAGGACCACAGCGCCCCCCGACUGCAGCCGGGUGAAGCGCAGCGGUAGCAGACGUGGGACUAAAUGAUCAUUUUAACCCUGGUAGAAACCCUGGGGACUGAAGAUUUUGAGCCUGUGAUUGGCUGAACUCAGGGCAUGUCUCAAAAUGGCCGACAGCCUGGGUCCAACGUUCCUUUUUUCUACCUGUCAGUCAGUUCCCCCUCUUUAAAAGAGCACCCGUAGAGCGUAAACGGUAUUUUGUUGUACCUGUGAGGCAUUGUUGUUCUAUUUUGAAAUGCUUGAUCUGUGUUUCAAAAAAUUGUCAGGACUCUUACAGCUUUCUGAGUAAUAAUUUGACCCAGGUCUGGUUGGUAGUGUUAGGUAGCUGCUUGUACCUAAACUUUGGGGAAUUUGGCAAAAGAGAAACAAGAGAGGUGGCCUGUCUGGGAAGUGACAUCACAAUGAACGGUCACAUGAAACGAAGAGCACUCCGGAAAACAUGGAGCCAGUCCCAGAAUGCACCUGGAACGUGUUUAGUGUUUGUCAUCACUACUCAGGGCAUGGAGAGAGUGGGUCUGUUAAUACGUUGUUUAGACGUUGUGUGAAUGUUGUGCGUGACGCACACCCCCGGUACUGGGUAGUUACGGGGAAGACCGUUUCUCCUGUUUUUGUCGUUGGUUGUUAGCUCGCCCUCAAAUGGUUGUUUUAACAGCACCUGAAACCUUUUCUCCCAGUGGACUCGGAACGAGAGGUUCUGAGUGAGCAGCGCACGACGGUAUCGGAAAGCAUGUCUCUGACGCUGCUGCAGCGACUGCAGAAACUGCACUGGAGGGGAAAGGGCUACCUUGGUUCGAUCGGUGUGCCAUGUACGCAGAGUCGCCGCUCUGCUCGCCAGGGCCCCGUUUGUCCUUUCCACACGCGUGUGUUUUGUGUUUGUCUAAUAAAUGCGCUGUUUUUGUGUUAGUAAA